Aspergillus campestris IBT 28561 is the source of this 1772-nucleotide messenger RNA. RefSeq names its product WD40 repeat domain-containing protein. The transcript has a single exon. Lineage: Eukaryota; Fungi; Ascomycota; Eurotiomycetes; Eurotiales; Aspergillaceae. Gene Ontology annotation, biological process: mRNA splicing, via spliceosome. The record is from RefSeq and is a predicted model, not a curated record. Gene Ontology annotation, molecular function: protein binding. The coding region runs from base 210 to 1568 and encodes 452 amino acids. Gene Ontology annotation, cellular component: Prp19 complex; precatalytic spliceosome; catalytic step 2 spliceosome.
CUCUCCCACGCCUCUCUCUGUUACUUAUAGGUCGCUUGCACGGCUUAUUCCCUUAUCAGUUGAUUUCUUUAUUCCAUCAACUCUCGCAAUACAUCGUCUCUGAGGAGCAGACGCAAGCGACACGUCCGGUUCCCCUUCGCGUCCUCUCCGAGCGACCCUAGGCUCGACUUCCCCCCGACGCAAUUAAUUCAUAGCCAUCUAUCAACACAAUGGAUGUCGCUUCGACCACACCAGAAGAUGCCGUGCGCAUCUCCGCCAAGAGAACCGCGGACCUGUUCGGCCCCGACUAUCUGAUGGUGACCCCGUCCGUCACCAACGGGUCCAUUGGCCUCUCCUACCGACGAAAAGCAGAGUACGACGACGUGAAGGAACUGCCCCCAGCACUCGCCGCGAAACAAGCCCAGGCCGCUGCCGCAGGCCGUGCGAAGCGACCGAAAACCCAACCGCAGGCGCAGGCCAACGUGGAUCAGAGUGGCGGGUCGAUGUCUCUGGUGAAGAAGGGCCCCAGUCCGAGUGCGGGCGGUGUCGGUGGUGAGAAUCAACCGAAGAGCUUAGUUCAGCGACCGUCGGCGACGCGACAACAGCGACCGGAUUGGCACGCGCCGUGGAAGCUGAUGCGCGUGAUCUCGGGACAUCUGGGGUGGGUGCGAGCGCUGGCGGUGGAACCGAACAACGAGUGGUUUGCGAGCGGUGCGGGCGAUCGAACGAUCAAGAUCUGGAAUCUGGCGACGGGACAGCUGCGACUCACCCUGACGGGCCAUAUCUCGACCGUCCGUGGAUUGGCGGUGUCUCCCCGACACCCCUACCUUUUCUCCUGCGGCGAGGAUAAGAUGGUCAAAUGUUGGGAUUUGGAAACCAACAAGGUCAUCCGGCAUUACCACGGCCAUCUGAGCGGUGUCUACUCGCUCUCGCUGCACCCAAACCUGGACCUUCUGGUUACCGGUGGUCGGGACGGUGUCGCCCGAGUGUGGGACAUGCGCACGCGCAGCAACGUCCAUGUCUUGUCGGGCCACAAGGGCACCGUGGCCGACGUCAAGUGCCAGGAAGCCGACCCGCAGAUCAUUACGGGGUCUCUGGAUGCUACGGUCCGCCUGUGGGAUCUGGCCGCCGGCAAGUCGAUGGGGGUGCUCACGCACCACAAGAAGGGCAUCCGCAACAUCGCCAUCCACCCGCGGGAGUUCACCUUCGCCAGUGCCAGCACCGGCAGCAUCAAGCAGUGGAAGUGUCCCGAGGGCGCCUUCAUGCAGAAUUUCGAAGGCCACAACGCCAUCGUCAACUCCAUCGCCGUCAACGAAGACAACGUCAUGUUCUCCGGCGGCGACAACGGCUCCAUGUGCUUCUGGGACUGGAAGACGGGCCACCGCUUCCAGACCAUGGAUACCAUGGCGCAACCCGGUUCGCUGGAUGCGGAGGCCGGCAUCAUGGCGUCGACCUUUGAUCGCACCGGUCUCCGUCUAUUCACGGGCGAGGCCGACAAGACCAUCAAAGUGUGGAAGCCCGAUGAUGAGGCCACCGAAGAGUCGCAUCCUCUCGCGUGGCAACCGACCCUGGGACGGCAGAGAUACUAAUGCGUGAUGCUUCAGACUGAUUCUUAUACCCCGUUCAAUCAGUUUGUCAGGAAAGAGGAGAUACUUGAGGAAACCAUGCUUGUUUUGGUGCAGCUUCACGGAGUUCCGGUGGAUUGAGGUUUAUAUGUUGUCUUUAGAUAUGAUGGUUUCUCCCUGUAAGGGCACAAAAAGGAUAUAAUUGCCCAUGACUGAAUUGUAUUAUAU